UGACGUUCCGUUUCCAAAAAAUAUGUUCAGCUUCAAACCAUUUUUUGGACUUCAAAAUGCAAAUGAAGUAAACCUGACUGAGCUGUUUGGUAUACCAUUCUACCUUAUCUUAUUUUCCAAAUUUUGAUAUAUCAUACAAAGACCUAUGAAUCUUAACAACAGAUGGUCACACAGAUAUUAUAGGGAGCGUUAGGUCAAUCCAUUUUCCUAGACCACGUGAGAAUAAUGGAGCCACCCAAAAAUUGGUUGAAAUGGUCUUGGAAGACCCUGAGUAUGUUGUUCAUAAUUUUUAUGUAUUUUUUAAUUUAAUAUCAAUUCUUUUUUCAAAUAAACAAUAAUAUUUUCGUAAAAUUUUAAACACCCGUGCCAUACAGCCAACAAAAGAUAAGGUGCACUCUCUGGGCUGAUUUUGUUGAUGCAAUAAGGCGUGGGGUAGAAAAGACUCCUAACUUCAUGGUAAUCGUUGUUCAAAUGGUUCACCCAAGACUAUACAAAGGUGAAGUGUGCAUGACCAACAGUUACCACGGCUCAAAGCUGAUAAUCAAUGGUAAAGACCAAGAGAUACUGGACUUCAAGGACAAGUUUGACUUGCAUGGUGAUGAGGGUUACAAUGGUUCACCCAUUGUUGUGACCACAGAAGAAGAAGAGGGUUCGGGAGACGAAGAAUUUGUGGCAAUGGAAUCCCUCUUCCAGGAAAACUUGAAUGGCCGAUUCUGGGUUGCCGGUGAAGUCGUUGAUAUAGAAACUGGAGAUGGAUGGUGGUACUUGGCUUGCAGAGAAUGUGCAAGGAAGGUGGCACCAAAAUGUGGCCGUUUUGAGUGUAUAAAUCCAGGAUGUAAAAACCGUCGUGAUGCGGUCAUGAGGUUUGAUUUUCAAGACUAAGUAUUAAAGUUUGGCAGUUCAAAUUUUAGCAUACUUUCAAAAAGUGCUAACUCUAAAAUCCGUAAACAAAGUACAGGUACAAAGUCAAGAUAAGAAUUAUGGACAAAACAGCAAACGCUGCAUUUAUUCUAUGGGAUACAGCUUGCCAGGAAUUAUUCGGGAAAAAGGCAGCUACUAUGGUUGGGGACACGGUAAGAAAGAUAAGAAAGAUUAUAAUUCACUUAUCAGGACAUAUUUUGGAAUACCUAUAAAGAACUUUUGGAAUAUAUCUUUGAAAAGAAAGAAGAAGAUGGGUUUCCUUUGGAAAUAUUAAAUUUGAUUGACAAGAAAGUGAUUUGUUUGGCUCAAGUACAAAAUGAAAGCACAAAGAGAGGUGAAACUGCUUUUAGUGUUCAAAAGAUUAAGCUUGAAAAUGAGAACAUAGCACAAGUGAAUGGGGAAACUUCGCAUGCUAAGGAAAUGGAGGAUUCCUUUGAUGAGGAGAACAAGAAAAACAAAGAAAACUGUGAUGAGAUUGACCUUACUGUCAACGACAAUGUGGAAGCAGAUGGUGACACUACCACAUGCAGUAAAAGAGGUGCAGAAAAGGUAGGAGAAACUCUUCAGGAGAU
Messenger RNA from Cuscuta epithymum, 1493 nucleotides. Lineage: Eukaryota; Viridiplantae; Streptophyta; Magnoliopsida; Solanales; Convolvulaceae. The record is from the annotation of a GenBank genome assembly.